Molecule: messenger RNA, 1077 nt
Organism: Dacryopinax primogenitus
Lineage: Eukaryota; Fungi; Basidiomycota; Dacrymycetes; Dacrymycetales; Dacrymycetaceae
Exons: 3
Coding region: 54-992 (312 amino acids)
Source: RefSeq, a predicted model, not a curated record
CUCCUUCCACUCCCACACAUUCGUUUCCAACACCACAUUCUCUACUCCAAACAAUGUCACUCCUUUCACUCAUCCGUUCUCUCUCCAACCGCCAUCUCCGCCUGGACACCAACGCCCACUCCUCCGAGCUGAAACAGCUCCGUCCCCGACCUUCGUGCGAGCAGCGCGUGGAGACCACGCGCGAGUGCAUUGUCCAGUCCAUCGAUGGGAUCCUGCUCGCCCCGCCGGAGAAGGAUGCGCAUCGGAGGACGAAGCGCGUGAGGGGGAGGCAUAUCUCCUUCGAUAAGACCACCGAAGCACAUCAGCACUUCAAGUCGCUCGGUUAUCCACGUCCCCUUGCCUGCCAGGUCGAGGAGCCCCGCCAGCCUUACCAACCCCAGCCAGCACACUGGAGCAGGAGCUACCACCUCAUGUAUGAAGGCUGCGAAGGGCCGAUUAUCCAAGAUGCCAUGUAUAUGAGCUUGAUGGCUGUGCUCUUUCCCGAACCGACCCAGACUCCCUUCGUACCCCCCGAGGCACCUGUGCUCCCCUCCAUCGAGUCCUUCGCGACGAUCAAGCAUCAUGCGAUCAACGACGACUUUUCUCUCGAGACGUUCACUCCGGCCUCCUCCCCGCCCUCCACGCCCAAGUCGUCACCUCGCCGCAGGACAGUCACCGGCAACGCCAGCCCGCGUCGUACACAAGUCUUCCUCCGUUCCUCGUUGGCAGACUCCCCCGCUUCAAGGCCGUCUCCUGUUCGCAGCGUCCAACAGUUUCAAGAAACCCCGACACGCAAGACACCGACUUUCAAGCGUCUGCAGGAUAGUGUGUCCAUGCAAGCAGUCCUAGGUCUCAGCGUGAGCGUGAGCACGAGCCUCGACUCUACCGCCAACUUCGCCCUCGGCGUGGUUGUGGCUAGCGAAUCCAGGGACAGUGGGAAGACCUGGGACAGUAUCAAGGAUUUGAACAUGCAGUUGCAGGAGAGGCGGAGGACGCAGACGGCGGCGUUUUGAGUUGCUAGAACGGUAACAAUGUAACAAUACAGCAUGUAUAAUAGAAGCACUAGUGUACAAUCACAUGUAUGUACAACACAUUUAA